Messenger RNA from Tachysurus fulvidraco (yellow catfish), 2282 nucleotides. It is a transcript of the gene dbt, whose product is annotated as dihydrolipoamide branched chain transacylase E2. Bases 104 to 1588 code for a protein of 494 amino acids. The record is from RefSeq and is a predicted model, not a curated record. Lineage: Eukaryota; Metazoa; Chordata; Actinopteri; Siluriformes; Bagridae. Gene Ontology annotation, cellular component: cytoplasm; mitochondrion. Gene Ontology annotation, molecular function: lipoic acid binding; acetyltransferase activity. The transcript has 11 exons.
AUUACACAAUAUCAAUAGCCUCCUCAAAACCGUUCUGACUGGUCAGUAAUUGGGCGUUUGCAUACGUCACAUCCGGAGAUGCACUUUUCUAUGUUUGAGAGAAAUGGCGGCGCUCAUUACUGUGAGGGGUUCAUUCGCUUUUAUGAGACGCUUGGUUUCUGUUCAGCAACUGCACAAGUGUUGUUACUCCAAACUUCAGACACUUUCUGUACCACACACACACCAUGUUUACUCUAGAAACGCUUUGUUUCAGCACAGAAGGUUGUUUCGCACUGGCUAUGCUGCAGCAGGACAAAUAUUGCAGUUCAAGCUGUCAGAUAUUGGGGAGGGAAUUAUGGAGGUGACUGUAAAAGAAUGGUAUGUAAAGGAAGGUGACCGUGUGUCCCAGUUUGACAGCAUUUGUGAAGUACAAAGUGACAAAGCAUCUGUUACAAUCACCAGUCGCUACGAUGGAGUCAUCCGCAAACUCUAUUACGAUGUUGAUUCUAUUGCGUUAGUGGGCAAGCCUUUAAUUGAUAUCGAAACUAAUGGAGGACACGCUGUUGCCCCAGAGGAGGAUGUAAUGGAAACACCAGCUCUAUCGCAGGAAGAACACACUCACCAGGAAAUUAAAGGCCACAAGACACAGGCCACACCUGCAGUGCGACGCAUAGCCAUGGAAAACAAUAUCAAGCUGAGUGAAGUUGUUGGGACCGGAAAGGACGGACGGAUUCUCAAAGAAGACAUUUUGAACUUCAUAUCCAAGCAGACCGGAGCCAUCCUACCCCCUAGCCCCUUCCAGGAGAUCCAGCCUCCUCCUCCCACACCUCCUCCAUCUGCCAAGCUCAAAGAGAAGAAACCGCUGAGCAUCCCUACACCUGUCAUCCCGAGGCCGGUGUUUACAGGCAAAGACCGCACUGAACCACUUAAAGGUUUUCACAAGGCCAUGGUGAAGACAAUGACGGCAGCUCUUAAGAUCCCGCACUUCGGCUAUAAGGAUGAAGUGGACAUCAGCCGGCUGGUGCGUCUUCGCUCUGAGCUGAAGGACGUGGUGGAGCCCCGCGGGGUGAAGCUUAGCUACAUGCCAUUCUUCAUCAAGGCAGCAUCACUUGCUCUUCACCAUUUCCCAAUCCUGAAUGCCUCUGUGGAUGAAGCAUGCCAGAAUAUCACUUACAAGGCUGCACACAACAUUGGUCUGGCCAUGGAUACACCACAGGGUCUGCUGGUGCCCAACAUAAAGAAUGUACAGAUGCUUAGUCUGUUUGAAAUUGCCACAGAGCUCAAUCGACUGCAGGCUUUAGGUGUAACCGGGCAGCUUGGCACAACUGACCUCACCGGGGGAACAUUUACUCUCUCCAACAUUGGCUCAAUUGGGGGUACUUAUGCAAAGCCAGUGAUUCUGCCACCUGAGGUUGCGAUCGGUGCUCUUGGGAAAAUUCAGAUUUUACCCCGCUUUAACUCCAAGGACGAGGUUGUGAAAGCACACAUCAUGUAUGUGAGCUGGUCUGCAGAUCACAGAAUCAUUGACGGAGCCACAAUGUGUCGUUUCUCCAACCUGUGGAGGUCUUAUCUGGAGAACCCAGCCUCUAUGGUGCUGGACCUGAAGUAGAUCAUCCUGCCUUUAGAAAACAUCUGGACAAGGAUUAGUGAUGGAACAUUAUUGUUGUGAUUAAGUUACAGAAUUAAGAUACUUUUUUUCUGUGUGUUCCUUUUUCCUUCCCAUUUCCAUGAUUCUUCUCUUCUCACAUGCCAUGGACAGUGUGUACAUAUUAAGAACAUUAACACAUUUCUUGAAUGUGACUUGAAUGUACAGUUACUAGUCUUGUGUAGGUCACCUGCCUUUUUUUCUGUAAAUACACACAACCAAGGCACAACCUACAGACUGUUAUGUUAUGUGCUGUUUCGGUUCGUGUGUGUCCUCCUCUUGCUACCUGGGUAAAAAAUAGAAAUGGGAUUGUUUGAUUCUAUUUUGAUCGUCAUGAACACUACGAACAUUUCCUUGAACUUGUAAAUGCAGAUAAUUUUUACCUCCCUAUAAAUGCAUUAUUGCACAAAUAGCUUUUGACAGUAUAUACACAUCCUGGCUGUGAUUAUGGGACGUUUGGCGGUGAAGAAAAUCAUGUAAUCGCUACUGUGUGGGAUUUUACUGUAUUUAAGGAUAACUCGGUUUCUGAAUGGUAUAUGUAGUUUUAGAACUGCUUCCAAGGGGUAGAUUGUUACAUGCACAGUUUGUCCAUUAUUUUUGUUGUUGUUUUGUGUGGAUUUUGAGGAGAGAAAAAUUGUAAUAAAUGAUGUCAUCAUGA